Molecule: messenger RNA, 7294 nt
Organism: Nerophis ophidion (straightnose pipefish)
Lineage: Eukaryota; Metazoa; Chordata; Actinopteri; Syngnathiformes; Syngnathidae
Gene: hps1
Product: HPS1 biogenesis of lysosomal organelles complex 3 subunit 1
Exons: 18
Coding region: 164-2275 (703 amino acids)
Biological process (GO): melanosome assembly; vesicle-mediated transport
Cellular component (GO): BLOC-3 complex
Molecular function (GO): guanyl-nucleotide exchange factor activity
Source: RefSeq, a predicted model, not a curated record
GACACGGCUGAAAAUGCGGAAGGAAGAGCCGUCCUCCUCAAACAUGCACACAAACUACCUGGAGCUUUAAGGACAAGCAAGAGACAUCAGGUUGGCAUUAAUGUCGACAUCGGCCGGACUUUACAACAUAAACGCGAUGAUUACAGAGCUGUAGAGUGUCCAAAUGAAGGCCUUGCUCAUCAGCACUGAGAGCGCCGAGGUCCUCUUCCACUGGACCGACCCAGAGUUCCAGCAAAACAUCCAGGAGCAGUAUGGCGCCUCUCAGGAAGAAGGCCAGGGGCUGCCAGCCUUUGAAGACAGCAUCAGCACCUUGUUUGCCCCCAUCAUCAUCUCCUGCAGCUCCAUGGUGGACAGGCUUGGGGACAGCUACACCUGCUUCACCACAGAGAACAACCACAUCUAUGUGCUCCACCAGUUUGACGAGUGUCUCUACAUCGCCGUGAACGGCGACGGGCAGGAGGAAGAGGAUGAUCUGAGGAGGAAGAUCUACGUGACCAAGAAGAUGAUCGAGGUGCUCUUCGGCAUGGUCACCCUCAGCGGCGGCCUGCUCAGGAGGGAGCUGCGUCCACAAGACACGGAGCAAAGAGGCCGUCUGUGGAAACACCUGCAGGGCCUGCUGGACUCUUAUAGCAACCUCCGAGAGAACGACCAGAGCUUCUUAGUGGAGGCGGUGGAGAGGCUGAUCCACCCCACGCUGUGUGAGCAGUGCAUCGAGUUCCUGGAGCGGCGUUUAGUCCAACAGCUUAACAGCAGCGUUGAGAGAGCAGGAGAGGAAGUGCAGCAUGCCUUCAUCUUGGUGCACACCAAACUGUUGGCCUUCUAUUCCAGUCGCAAUGCCAGCACACUUGCCACUUCAGACCUCUUGGCCCUCAUCAUCAUGGCACAGAAUAUGUAUCCUAGCAACAUGGACCUUGAUGACCGUGGAUCUGAGGAUGUUGAAAGUACGAGCGGCUCCGGUCCAGAGAGCUUCUACACGCCCCAGCCUUCGCCUACAAACUCCAGUAGUUCAGAAAAACAAGUGAGACAAGAAACUUCUGUGUUUGAGUUUUUGGAUCCAGACAUUCAGAUGGCAGAAGACAGCCUCCACGCUUUGGACGUUCCUCCCCCUGACCCCUCCACACCCCGAAGGGUGUUUUUAGAAGUGGCCCACAAGGAAGGGCUGUAUCCCAUGAUGCCUCACUCCAUGUACUGUCUUCCACUGUGGCCUGGCAUCACACUGGUGUUGCUCGCUAAGGUGCGGGGAUGCGCUCUCGUUGCGUUCUCCCCCUCGCUCAGUCUGACGCCUUGUUUUUGCGAUAACCCUCACCAGGUUCCCACCAGUGCCGUGGCCGUGUCUGUUUAUAUGUUCCUGGAGGCCUUUGCCAAGCUGGAGAAGCGUUUAAGUGAAGGCCUGGAAGGAUCCUCUGCUACCAGGAGCCAACCAACAAUACAUGACAUUAGAAGCAAACUGGACAAGUUCAUCAAGGCUCUAGGCCCCAGUGAGAUUAAGUCUUCACAGUUACAAAAUGUCUGGAGCGAGUUUAAAACCCGAGCUUUUGCCCGAGGUGGACCUGGGUUCAACAAAGAUCUCCUCCCGUGGUGUAAGAACAUGAAGACCCAACUGUGCGGCGUUUACCGCCAGUGCUUCCUUAGCAACUCCGGACCCGCCGAGGCAGCUCGGAAACUCUCGCCUGGUCUGCUGGAGCGAGCUCAGACUAUGUUGCAGGAGAAGCUGAUGGACUGGAAGGACUUUCUGCUGGUGAAAAGCAGGAGAAAUAUCACCAUGGUGUCAUACCUGGAGGACUUCCCAGGCCUCAUCCACUUCAUCUGCGUGGACAGAUCCACUGGCCAGAUGAUCGCGCCGUCACUCAACGUCACAGAGCGUACAACAUCAGAGCUGGGAAAAGGAGCCGUGGCUCAGUUCAUCAAAAGCAAGGUGUGGAGGCUCGUGAGCACAUCGCGACGCUAUCUCCAAAAAGGUUAUUCCACUGUCACGUUGCGAGACGGAGACUUCUAUUUUUGCUACUUCCUGUGGUUUGAAAAUGAAACUGGCUACAAAUUGGAGGCGAUGGAAAUUCCUGUCCUACCUGAUGACUCAGCCCCCAUUGGGAUGAUCGCCUGGGACUACUACAGGAAACUGCUGCGCUACUACAGUAAGAGCCACCAGGGCGAGGUGGUGAAGUGUUACGAACUGCUGACGGUCCACCUGGGCGUCAUCCCCACCGAGAUCAUCCUGCAGCACUGCAGACAGCUGGCCAGCAAGCUGUGGGAACCCUCUCGUAAUCCCCUCCUGUAGCCACGCCCACCAAAAUACUUUAUUAAUCCAGCCAUCCAUCCAUUUUCUACCGUUUGUUCCGUUCGGGGUCACGGGGGUCGCUGGAGCCUAUCUCAGCUGCAUUCGGGCGAAAGGCAGGUACACCCUGGACAAGUCGCCACCUCAUUACACGGCCAACACAGAUAGACAGACAACAUUCAUACUCCCAUUCACACUCUACGGCCAAUUUCUAUCCAUCCAUUUUCUACCACUUAUUCCCUUCGGGGUCGCGGGGGGCGCUGGUGACUAUCUCAGCUACAAUCGGGCGGAAGGCGGGGUACACUCUGGACAAGUCGCCACCUCAUCGCAUGGCCCACACAGAUAGACAGACAACAUUCACACUCACAUUCACACACUAGGGCCCAUUUAGUGUUGCCAAUCAACCUAUUUUCCAGAGUCGUUUUAGGGAUUUUUGCGUCAAUUGACAAAAAUGCGUCCAAAACAUUGAUUUUGUCAUGGUGAGAAUAAUUUUACGUGUUUGAUAAUUAUAAAUAAUUUCCAGAGCUGCGUUGCUACCAAAAUGCAUUUGUCUUACCACAGUCUCUCUCUCUCUCUCUCUCUCUCUCUCUCUCUCAGAAAUACUUUAUCAAUCCAUCCAUCCAUUUACUACCACUUAUUCCCUUCGGGGUUGCGGGGGGCGCUGGUGCCUAUCUCAGCUACAAUCGGGCGGAAGGCGGGGUACACUAUGCACAAGUCGCCACCUCAUCACAGGGCCAACACAGAUAGACAGACAACAUUCACACUCACAUUCACACACUAGGGACCAUUUAGUGUUGCCAAUCAACCUAUUUUCCAGAGUCGUUUUAGGGAUUUUUGCGUCAAUUGACAAAAAUGCGUCUAAAAUAUUGAUUUUGUCAUGGUCGGAAUAAUUUUACGUGUUUGAUAAUUAUGAAUAAUUUCCAGAGCUGCGUUGCUACCAACAUGUGUUUGUCUUACCAGAGUCUCUCUCUCUCUCUCUCUCUCUCUCUCUCUCUCUCAGAAAUACUUUAUUAAUCCAUCCAUUCAUCCAUUUUCUACCGCUUGUUCCGUUACGGGUCACGGGGGUCACUGGAGCCUAUCUCAGCUGCAUUCGGGCGGAAGGCGGGAUACACCCUGGACAAGUCGCCACCUCAUUGCACGGCCAACACAGAUAGACAGACAACAUUCAUACUCCCAUUCACACUCUACGGCCAAUUUCUAUCCAUCCAUUUUCUACCACUUAUUCCCUUUGGGGUCGCGUAGAAAUAUUUAUUUAUAAUUCAAUCACUUGUUUAUUUUUCAACAAGGUUUGAGUUAUUUUUAUAUCUUUUUUUCCAAAUAGUUCAAGAAAGACCACUACAAAUUAGCAAUAUUUUGCUCUGUUAUACAAUUUAAUAAAUCAGAAACUGAUGACAUAGUGCUGUAUUUUACUUCUUUAUCUGUUUUUUUUUUGACCAAAAAUGCUUUGUUCUGAUCAGGGAGUACUUAAAAUAAUUUAAAAAAUGUUGACUGGGUGUACAUCUCUGAAAAAAGGUUGAGAACGGCGUGGCGCAGUGGGAGAGUGGCCGUGCGCAACCCGAGGGUCCCUGGUUCAAUCCUCACCUAGUACCAACCUCGUCACGUCCGUUGUGUCCUUGAGCAAGACACUUCACCCUUGCUCCUGAUGGGUGCUGGUUAGCGCCUUGCAUGGCAGCUCCCUCCAUCUGUGUGUGAAUAUGUGUGUGAAUGGGUAAAUGUGGAAGUAGUGUCAAAGCGCCUUGAAGGUAGAAAAGCGCUAUACAAGUACAACCCAUUUAUCAUUUAUUUAUUUAACCACUGCUCUAAAAGCUAUAGAUUUUUUUGUCACAUAUGCAUGCACAGUAGAUGGCAGUAUUGUCCUGUUUAAAAGUGUCACAACAUUGCUGUUUACGGCAGACGAAAACGUGACUGCUGUUGUUGUGUGUUGUUGCCGCGCUGGGAGGACGUUAAUGAGACUGCCUAAAAAAAAAAACACAUAAAUAAAUAAAUGGGUUGUACUUGUAUAGCGCUUUUCUACCUUCAAGGUACUCAAAGCGCUUUGACACUACUUCCACAUUUACCCAUUCACACACACAUUCACACGCUGAUGGAGGGAGCUGCCAUGCAAGGCGCCAACCAGCACCCAUCAGGAGCAAGGGUGAAGUGUCUUGCUCAGGACACAACGGACGUGACGAGGUUGGUUCUAGGUGGGAUUUGAACCAGUGACCCUCGGGUUGCGCACGGCCACUCUCCCACUGCGCCACGCCGUCCCGAAGAAACCAAAAACUCGCCCUCGAUCAUUCAACAGUUAUAACGUCAUUGGGCAGGCACUCUCUUUAUAUCGUGGGAAAGCGGACGUGAAAAAAGGCUGUCGACACGUUACUCGGGUCCGCAUUGAGCUGGAGGGGGCGUGGCCUCCAGCUCCGCCUGAAUUUCGGGAGAUUUCCGGGAGAAAAUUUGUCCCAGGAGGUUUUCGGGACAGGCGCUGAAUUUUGGGAGUCUCCUGGAAAAUCUGGGCAGGGUUGACAAGUAUGCAUGAUGUAAAAAAGGCAGUAAAUUUAACAACUUCAAAGAAAAACUAAAAAAAAGAGAGAGAAAAAGAAAAAAAAGUGCACAAUACUUAUAUGAUGUAAUAAAAAAAUAAGAUAUAACAUCACAACAUAACAUGUAUCUUAGCAUCAAAACAGGCUCAUAUUUUAGUGCUGGCAGCUGCAGGCGUUGAUAAGCUAACAUUUAAAAAAACAUUUGUGACGGCCUUGUAUGUUGUGACUAGUUUAACCUCAUCGAGUACUGAGUUCCACACAUUUGCACUUCUUACUGACCAGGCCGACUUGCUGAAAGUGCUCCUGCGCAGAGGAAUAUAACAGUCACCUCUGACAGAGCCUAGGGUGAAACGCUCACGGCUGUUUCUUUGGCUGAUGAACUCUGCCAGAGGAUGUGGAGCCAAUUCAAGUUUCAAGUUUAUUCACAAUACCAUACAACAAUUACUGUAGUGGUGAAAUGUCAUCAUUUAAAGAUGUUGGUACGUGAAAGGGUCCCCCAAAUAAGCUAAAAGAAUCUUUUGACAGGGGGUCCAAAGGACAGUAUAUAUAUGGAAAGAUGAAAACAUGGUAGCAAGCACAACAACAAAAAACAAAAACAAAACAGCAACAACGCUAUAUAAUAAACACAAGAGAAUGAAUGAAUGAAUGAAAUAAGUUUAUUUCGGUCAUAUAAUCAAUCAAAUCAAAUCAAUCAACCAUUGUGUGUGAUCAGUUUUACAGUACAUGUUAUAUGUAUACAAGAAUGCACAUUUACACAUAAAAGAAAAGAAAAAGAAUGACCAAAAAAGGAAUAGGCUGAAGCCAAAGCUUAUAUUUGCCUAUCCUAUACCUUCACAGAAAAUUAGAUUGCCUGGAACAUCAACAUAAAAAAAUAAAUACAUCAAAAAUCAAUGGGAUGAAAGUAAUUGUGACUAUAUUUUAUCAUUUUCAAUUAUUUCAGCUUUCAAUGUUUUCUUAAACCUUACCAAAGAAUUGCAUGUCUUCAGCUCAUCACUGAGCUUGUUCCACCAUUUGACUCCUAAAACUGUAAUACAUUUGUAUUUUAUAUUUGCUCUCGCUUUACCCAUUUCAAAAAUCGAUAUCCCCCGUAAAUUAUAGUUUUCUCCUCUUAAAUGAAAUAGCCUGCGAAUAAAAGCUGGAAGGCUGUUGUUCUUUACUCGAAACAUAAUUUCCAUUGUUUUUAAAAACACACUGUCGGAAAAUUUUAACACAUUUGAACUCAUAAAUAAGGGAUUGGUAUGUUCAUAGUAGCAGGCUUUGUGUAUUAUUCUAAUGACCCUUUUUUGAAGUUUUAUGAUUGUUUCUAUGUUUGUUUUAUAAACAUUUCCCCAAAUUUCAACACAAUACGUUAAAUAUGGAAAAAUAUUUAUAUAUAUAUAAUAAUACGAAUUUCUUGCAGUCCUGGGUUCAAAUCCAGGCUCGGGAUCUUUCUGUGUGGAGUUUGCAUGUUCUCCCCGUGAAUGCGUGGGUUCCCUCCGGGUACUCCGGCUUCCUCCCACUUCCAAAGACAUGCACCUGGGGAUAGUUUGAUUGGCAACACUAAAAUUGUCCCUAGUGUGUGAAUGUGAGUGUGAAUGUUGUCUGUCUAUCUGUGUUGGCCUUGCGAUGAGGUGGCGACUUGUCCAGGGUGUACCCCGCCUUCCGCCCCAUUGUAGCUGAGAUAGGCGCCAACGCCCCCCGCGACCCCGAAAGGGAAUAAGCGGUAGAAAAUGGAUGGAUGGAUAGUACUAAAGCAAGCAUACACAUACAUACAUACAUACAUUCAUACAACCAUGCAAAACCCAACAGUAGUCUACCCCCCAUGAGGCAUUAAAGAUAAGUGGUUAAUAGGUAAGUUUUCAGUUUAUUUUUGAAGUUGGAGCAUCUUGAGGCUCUCAUUAAGCUGGUUCCAAAUCUUUGGUCCCCUGCAUACGACACUGCGAGCGGUACAAGCCAGUAAACGAUGUUUACCUGUUAUCAGAUCUAAGUUACGAGUGUUGUGGGCAUGCUGGGGAUGGUAGAUAGGAACCAAGCUACAGAGCCUAAGAUUCAGCCUGUAAAUGACUUGAUAGGUUAAACAAGCAUUUUGAUAAAUAUUGAACUCUGUCAGUCUUAAGAGAUGAUAUUUAUGAAAUAGAUGACGAGUGGGGGCAUUAAACAGGGCCCGUAUCAUUUUCUUUUGCAUGGAUCUUAAUUUGUGAAGGUAAGUAGGGAAGGUAUUACACUAGAUGAUAUUACAGUCGUGUAGAUGUGGUUCAAAGAGAGUUUUGUACAAGGUAAGUAGAGUAUAAAGAGGAAGAUAAUGACGAAGGUGAAAGAACAGGCCAACAUAUUUGGAUCAUUUGUUUAACAGAUGGCUAAUGUGACAUUUAAAAUUGAGGUAUUCGUCAAUGAUGAGCCCCAGGAAUUUUGUGGAGUAUACUCUCUGUAUUUCCUACCCAUUGAUGUUGAUAUGGCAGUGCUCAGUAAUUGUCCGUUUUUUAUUAGAACGAAAUACAAAUAAAAUGUGUUUUAUUUACAUUAA